AUGGAUGAGUUUGAAGAGGGAAUGAGGAUAACAAUGUCAGUGCUGAAGGGUUGUAAUGAGUCCUUUACUGCAGCUGAUGAGAGGCACCAGAAAGCAAGUACCCAGUUCUUUUCAGAUACUGGUGUCAUGGCCCUACUCUGUUGUCAUGAUCAUGUCAUUUACCUUGCAAAUAUGACUUCAGCUGGGGAGAGGCAACAUUAUGCACUUGCCCUCAUCAAAUCUCUUUUUGGCCAUCUCCCAGAUAAUUUUCAUAUUGGGCUGUUAUAUGACAUAGGUUGUCAACUGGAACAGAGCUGCAGGAAGUGGGGUUUUCUCAAGUCAUUCCUGCCACAUAUUUCUUUUGCCAUCUCAGUAUUUCAUGCCUUCGGAUUUGGGCUAUCUGAUGGAGAGGGAUGUGAGCAUUUUUGGAGUUCAAUCAAAGGGCUGAUACCAUCUCUUCAUGUUUCUGGGGUGUGCCACCUGGACAUGAAGUGUCUCACUGGUUUGGGCCAGUGGCUUUUGCAUCACUGGAAUCAUUGCCAAGAAAAGAAGGCUGCUGCAAACAGAGGCCUAAGGAGAUGUGGAGUUGAUAUCCCAACUCUUCAAGCUGAAUGGGUUGCUCAAGUCUCUGCACAGACAAAGCCAGCUCCUUGUCACAGCUCUAAAGCUGCUGAGAAUAUGAUAUUGCAAAUCAUGGCAAAUCCAAAAUCAUUGGGAAAUUAUGAGGCCAGGCUAGAAGUGCUGGAGAAAGAUCUUCUCCAUGGGGUUGCUGACAUGACAAGCUUGACUAUCCAAAUUGCAGAGUGUCAUCAAAAGGUUAAGUGUUUUAAAGAUGCUUUGCAGAACCAGAGGGCAACCCUAGGCAUAAAUGGGCAUUCAAAUCUUGCUAGUAUCCAAAAGAGUGCUUAUCUUCAACUUCACAUGCAUGCAUUAGCAAUCAAGAAACAUACCAGAGAUCAUCUGUGCCAACAAAAGUUUGAGUUGGAAAGACUGGAACACUCAUAUUGGCAGACUCUCAGUGAACAAAGACUUCAAAACCACACAGAAGCAUCUCUUGCCAGUAGCUACAAUAAUCUGUGUCUGCAAAUUGUAGGCCUCAUACACAAGGGAAAAGCUCCUCAGGGGUCAAUAGCCCCACUCCUGAUCCCAAGGGACUCUUUGUUCAAACUGGAUGUGGAUGAUGAUAUUUGGCAGGAUAUUGGCCUUGGGGAUGAUUCAGAUGGGUUACUACCCCCAUGGUUAGCUGAUGAAAAAGUGCACUCAGGGAUCAGAUCAUUCCUUGAGCUGGGGUGUUGUGAAGAAGAGGAAAGGCACCUGUUGCAGGAAAGAAGAGAUUUGACAGAGUGGUUUUCUGAAGAGUGGGGUCAUGUGCAGAAAACCAUACAGAGUACUGGUAAGAGACAUGUGUCAUUGCAUUACCAUGACUAA
Messenger RNA from Pisolithus orientalis, 1407 nucleotides. RefSeq lists its product as uncharacterized. Bases 1 to 1407 code for a protein of 468 amino acids. NCBI's taxonomy places the organism in Eukaryota, Fungi, Basidiomycota, Agaricomycetes, Boletales, Pisolithaceae. The transcript has 9 exons. The record is from RefSeq and is a predicted model, not a curated record.